GAGCUCAGUAUUGGCAAGACCCGACCGACCGACGUGGCCAUGGCCAAGCGACGCAACGAGAACGGCCAGAUGCGCCGCGAGGAGUACGAGGCCGCGGACGACGACGUGAGCGCCGACUCGUUCGAGAUCGGCUUCCAGCGCGCCAGCGAGGACUCGAUCCGCAAGCGCAAAAUCGUCAAGGCGCGCGUCGGGGGCCGCUCGGCCGCCAAGCCCAAGGCGGCGGUGGCUGCAGCUGCUGCUGGGGGCGACGACGAGGCCAAGAGCAACCCGUUCGGAGGCUUCCAGGGACUCACGGCGGCCAAGCCCGCGGCAUCCUCCAACCCUUUUGCUGGGUUCUCGGGUCUCACUGGCGCUGCCAAGCCCGCGGCUGAGAAGACCAGUGUGUCGACCAGUGGUUCGACCGCGACGGCGACGGCGACUUCGGGGUCGUACCAACAGGCCAUGGAGGCGCUCAACAAGAGCUUCCUGGCGUUUGUCAACGGACAGUCGCAGAGGAACCCGAGCGCGAGCUGGGUGGCUGCCGUUCAGGAUUACUUGAAAUACGCGGAUGAGAUUGCCACCAAGCACGCGGCCACGAAGCCGGUUGCCAUCAACGAGUCCAAGGCUGCGGCUCCUGCCCCAUUCUCUUUUGGUUCAACUCCUCCUGAUGAGCCAGCAAAGGCUCCCGCCAGCAGCGGCUUCUCGUUUGGUUCCGCUGCGAAGAAGACCGACGACUCCACCAAGUCCCCAGCCAAGUCUGCUGCUCCCGCUUUCUCGUUCGGUGGUGCUGCCAAGAAGGACGACGAGUCCGCCAAGUCCCCUGCCAAACCUGCCGCUGGAGGCUUCUCGUUCGGUGGCGGCAGCUCGCUCUUCUCUGCCAAGUCUAUCAACUCGGAGGAGAAGGUUACGCCUGCGUUCUCGUUUGGAGCUCCUCUGUCCAAGCCGACGGCCCCCGCGGUCUCUUCUACGCCUGCCACCGGCGGGUUCUCGUUUGGCAACCUGACUGCAGCAUCGGCUACUUCGACUUCGGCGUCGACCACUGCCGCUGCGGAUGAAGACGAGGAGAACAUUGGACGCGAGGAGGCCACCGUUAUUAUCAAGGCCGACUCCCCGGACGAUGACUGCACGUUUUUGGCCGAGAAGGCCAGGAUCUUCGAGUUCAAGAAGGACGAGAAGCGCUGGGCAGACAAGGGCGUGCACCCGCUCAAGGUGCUCGUCAGCAAGGACACGAAGAGCGCGCGCAUCCUGGUGCGCAACGAGAUCGGCAAGAUCGUGCUCAACUCGGCGCUGUACAAGGGCAUGGCGGUGCGUCCGCACGAGGCCAAGGGCAAGAAGACGGGCGUCACGUUGGCGCUGCAGGUCGAGGGCGGCGAGCUCACGCAGUUCUUGCUCAAGGUGAACGCCGCGCGGGUAGACGAGUUCAUCAAGGCGCUCGAGACGGCGGCCGCGUCUUCCUAA
Phytophthora sojae is the source of this 1437-nucleotide messenger RNA. RefSeq lists its product as hypothetical. The transcript is spliced from 6 exons. Bases 40 to 1437 code for a protein of 465 amino acids. Gene Ontology annotation, biological process: intracellular transport. Gene Ontology annotation, cellular component: nuclear pore. The record is from RefSeq and is a predicted model, not a curated record. NCBI's taxonomy places the organism in Eukaryota, Oomycota, Peronosporomycetes, Peronosporales, Peronosporaceae.